AUGCUUGCUGGGAUUUUUGCUGCUGUGUUUCUCUGGGCACUUGCUUCCGCUGCAUGGGUAUCACCACCUCUACCUCCAUCUCAGGACCCAUUCUACGAGGUUCCUGGAAAUGUGUCAGGGUACGAAAAUGGCGAUAUCAUCAACUGGAGACCCACCCCAGCCCAGCUCCGAUCGGUUUAUUUUCCAUUGAAUGUCGAAGGCUCAUGGCAGCUUCUAGUCAGAUCAGAGGACUCUGAAGGGAACCCAACGGCUUUUGUCACCACGGUGAUUAAACCGUACAACGCCAUUCCAUCGAAGGUUCUCUCCUACGAGGCUUUUGAAGAUUCAGCCUGUUUGGACUGCAGUCCCUCCUACUCUGUUCUUUAUGGUGCAUCCAUGAGAACCUUCAGUAUCCAGGUGGAGGUGGCCAUGAUGAAUAUUGGCCUUUCCAAAAACUGGUACGUUGUUCUUCCAGACUACGAGGGACCCAGAUCGGCGUUUUCAGCAGGCGUCCAAUCUGGAAAAGCCACCUUGGACGGGAUUCGUGCUGCGUUGAAAUCGUCAGAAAUCACCGAAAUCAGCAACGACGCCAAGGUGGGUCUUUUUGGGUUUUCUGGAGGAUCCAUAGCGGUGGGAUGGGCAGCUCAGCUUCAGCCUGAACAUGCUCCAGAGCUAAAGGACCAUAUUAUCGGUGCAGCCGCUGGCGGUUUUGUCACUAAUAUGACCCUGUCUGCUAUCGCCAUGGAUGGAACCUCAUACUCUGGAUUGGCAGUUGCAGCGGUAAACGGUCUUCUACAGGAAUAUUCAGGACUUCUGGACGUUUUGGAAAAGGAAAUCAACCCUGCAAAGCUCGACACUUUCUACAGAGCCAGAAGCCUAUGUCUCAGAGAGCUUUCUGGGGUAUACGACUUGACCGAGCUAUUCACAGGCAUAGAUCCGUGGAUGACUAAGGGCAUAGGAUUCUUCGAUGUGCCUGAAAUAAAAAAGGUGCUUGAACAGAACAUUCUAGCUUUGGACGGCGGUGUUGCCCCAGAGGUACCCUUCUUCAUAUUCCACGGAGAAGAAGACGAUUUGGCUCCGAUAGAGCAGCCCCAGAGAGUAUAUGAAAACUGGUGCUCGUGGGGUGCUCCUUCUGUGGAAUUUGCUGUUUCCAGCUCCACAGGCCACCUGCUUGAAGCUGUAACUGGACUAGGUGCCGCUUUUGCAUGGCUAGAAAACCGGUUUGACGGAUAUCUUCCCGUGAAAGGCUGCAAGCGGACCGUCAGAGACAACAACAUUGCAUACCCUGGAGCGUAUCCCAAUUAUCAGCGUCUUUUGAAUACUUUCUUCAGAGGUAUCUUUGGAGAGAAGAUUGGUGACGAUCCUAGUGAAGAGACCAUGCUAGCCAAGAUUCUUGCUUUUAUUUUGAGCGAGUGGAUUGGCGUUUUGCAGGGAGAGCAGAGAACGUUGGAGAGUCCCAGGGUCGGUUUGGCUGCAAAUUCUUCUGGGCUGAGGGUGUUCAAAGGAUUGGGUGAUGUGGUGGACCUCUGGAGGAAAGAGAAGAUCGAUCCAUGGAGGGUCAUUGAGGAGGCCGAGGUUAAGCGAUAG
Molecule: messenger RNA, 1566 nt
Organism: Candidozyma duobushaemuli
Lineage: Eukaryota; Fungi; Ascomycota; Pichiomycetes; Serinales; Metschnikowiaceae
Exons: 1
Coding region: 1-1566 (521 amino acids)
Biological process (GO): lipid catabolic process
Molecular function (GO): triacylglycerol lipase activity
Source: RefSeq, a predicted model, not a curated record